AUGGACCCCCAGCUGCACAUGCCCAUGUACUUUUUCCUCAGCCACCUCUCCUUCUGUGACCUCUGCUAUUCCACAGCAAUUGGACCCAAGAUGCUGGUGGACCUAUUGGCCAAGAACAAGGCAAUCCCCUUCUAUGGCUGUGCUCUGCAAUUCAUGGUCUUCUGCAUCUUUGCAGAUGCUGAGUGUCUUCUGCUCGUAGUGAUGGCCUAUGAUCGGUACAAGGUCAUUAGGAACCCCUUGCUCGAUACACUCUAUACAGUCAGCAUGUCUAGAAUGUCCCUGCACAAGGCUGGGGUUUACAUGGUGGCAAUGGCAGAUGUUUUGAUACACAAGACACUAACAUUCCACUUACGCUUCUAUGGCUCUCAUGAGAUUAACCAUUUCUUCUGUGACAUUCCCCCUCUCCUACUGCUAUCUUGUUCAGAUACGCAGGUCAAUGUGUUAAUGAUACGAGUCCUUGUCUCUUAUGGUUAUAUAAUUCUGUCUGUCUUGAAGAUCCACUCGGCUGAGGGGAAGUUCAAAGCUUUCUCCACCUGUAUUUCCCACCUUACUGCUGUGGCAAUUUUCCAGGGAACUAUGCUUUUUAUGCAUUUCAGGCCAAGUUCUUCAUACUCUCUAGAUCAAGACAAAAUGACCUCAUUGUUUUACACUCUUGUGAUUCCCAUGUUAAACCCUGUGAUUUACAGCUUAAGGAACAAGGAUGUGAAAGAGUCCCUGGAAAAACUGAAAUGCAAAAAUUGGUUUUAA
Messenger RNA from Phacochoerus africanus (Common warthog), 747 nucleotides. RefSeq names its product olfactory receptor 5W2-like. Lineage: Eukaryota; Metazoa; Chordata; Mammalia; Artiodactyla; Suidae. Gene Ontology annotation, cellular component: membrane. Gene Ontology annotation, biological process: sensory perception of smell; G protein-coupled receptor signaling pathway. Gene Ontology annotation, molecular function: olfactory receptor activity; odorant binding; G protein-coupled receptor activity. The record is from RefSeq and is a predicted model, not a curated record. Bases 1 to 747 code for a protein of 248 amino acids. The transcript has 3 exons.